Anarrhichthys ocellatus (wolf-eel) is the source of this 2532-nucleotide messenger RNA. RefSeq names its product deltaB (gene dlb). NCBI's taxonomy places the organism in Eukaryota, Metazoa, Chordata, Actinopteri, Perciformes, Anarhichadidae. Gene Ontology annotation, biological process: Notch signaling pathway; cell communication; multicellular organism development. Gene Ontology annotation, molecular function: calcium ion binding. Gene Ontology annotation, cellular component: membrane. The record is from RefSeq and is a predicted model, not a curated record.
ACAGGACGCAGGAGAAGACUAUCAUCAGGAGACACGGAUUUAAGAGAAACCGACGGGAUCGCAGAGUUCAAAGUGAUGACAGCUUUUUGAGUUUUGCUUUGACAUCUUUUGAGGAAUAUUAUUGCACAAGACGAAUGCGGACAUCUACUUAGAAGUGAAAAGCAGAACACUGAGAGGAAAUGGCACAUCUACACCUGAGAUACCUCCUGGCGCUGGCUUUAGUGCAAGUGGUUUUGUCCUCCGGUGUGUUUGAGCUUAAAAUCAACUCGUUCCACACGGCGCAGCGCAUCUGCAGGAGACACCGGGACUGUCACAUAUUUUUCAGGAUUUGCCUAAAACACCCAGAGGACGUGAUCUCCGCGGAGCCGCCAUGCACCUUCGGCACCGGACACACCAACGUCAUUAGAGCCGAUCACACCUCCAUCUCCAGCAGCGCUCCCAUCAGGGUGCCCUUCCACUUCAAGUGGCCGGGAACAUUUUCGUUGAUCAUUGAAGCCUGGAACGCAGAAUCUCCUACUGAAUACACAGACAACCAAAACAACCUCGUGAGCCGCCUGGCGACUAGGAGGAGGCUGGCCAUCGGCGAGGACUGGUCCCAGGACGUGCACUUCGGCGAGCAGAGCGAGCUGCGCUACUCCUACCACGUCUUCUGCGACGAGUGCUACUUCGGGGACGGCUGCGCCGAGUACUGCCGGCCGAGGGACGACACGCUGGGCCACUACACCUGCGACGAGGAGGGCAACCGCAUCUGCCUGGAGGGCUGGAAGGGGAACUAUUGCUCUGAGUCCAUCUGCUCGGCGGACUGUAGCGAGAAGCACGGCUACUGCGAGGCCCCUGGGGGCUGUACGUGCCGCAUGGGCUGGCAGGGCCCCUCCUGCAAGGAGUGCGUCCGCUACCCGGGUUGCCUCCACGGGACGUGCAGCCAGCCGUGGCAGUGCAACUGUCAGGAGGGCUGGGGGGGGCUCUUCUGUGACCAGGACCUUAACUACUGCACCAACCACAAGCCCUGCGCCAACGGAGCCACCUGCACCAACACGGGCCAGGGCAGCUACACCUGCACCUGCCGGCCCGGCUAUGGAGGCACCAAUUGCGAGCUGGAAACCAACGAGUGCGACAGCAACCCCUGCAAGAACGGAGGCAGCUGCAACGACCUGGAGAACGACUACUCGUGCACCUGCCCGCAGGGCUUCUACGGCAAGAACUGCGAGAUCAUCGCCAUGACGUGCGCCGACGGGCCCUGCUUCAACGGCGGCACCUGUGUGGAGGCGACGACCGGCGGCUACACCUGCCGCUGCCCCCCCAGCUACACCGGCUCCAACUGCGAGAAGAAGCUGGACCGCUGCAGCAACAGGCCCUGUCUGAACGGUGGUGAGUGUCUGGACCUUGGCCAGAGCGUCCUGUGCCGCUGUCAGGCAGGCUUCACUGGUGCCAACUGCCAGGUGAACGUCGACGACUGCGCCUCGACCCCGUGCCAGAACGCCGGCACCUGCCAGGACGGUGUGAACGAUUACACCUGCUCAUGCACCCUGGGGUACACGGGCAAGAACUGCAGCGUGCGCUCUGACGCCUGUGGCGCCCGCCCGUGCCAGAACGGCGGCACCUGCUUUACCCACUUUACCGGGCCCGUGUGCCAGUGCCCCAAGGGCUUCAUGGGUCCGAGUUGUGAGUUCACGCUGCAGCCCAGUUUCAAGCCGGCUUUGCGCCAGACCUCCCAGCCCUCUUCCGCCACCCUCACCGUCUCCUGCGUCCUGGCCGUCCUGGUGCUGGUCCUGGCAGUGGGGAUCGUCCUCCUGAGGAGGAGGAGGAGGGGGCUGCAGGGUAGGAAGCAGCUGAGCGACAGCGCGGUGUACAACGACUUGGAUACGGUCAACAACCUGGGAGGGAGCGAACGAGAGGCCUUUCUCGGCCCCAACGGCCUGUUCAAGAUCAGCAAUGGCACGGCUCGCCUCAGCCUCUCCCUCUGCCCGGACGGAAGAUCCGGCUACAGGCAGAACACUGUGGAGAGCAGCCUGGUCAGAGGCGAGCGCCAGGACUUUAUGUGGAGGGACGAGGCCGGCCUGGGCUCCGGUGCAGGGCUGAGAUGAAACCCCAGAGAGAAAAAAUACAUGUUCACACCGGGGUAAAGGAAUAUUAGCACUUGCUCCUCGCUCUUCACGUCCAGUGAAGAAAAGGAGCGAAUUCACAAGAUGAAAACCACUCUGCUCAUGCAGAAGAUAAUGUACCAUUCAAAAUGUAAGCGUAAGAAGCUAAAUAUUGACAAAUGAACUAUUCUGAUGAAGACGAUUUACAAAGAUUAUUGAAAAAGUAUAUGGGGCAAAGCUCUUUCAUGUUCAAGACCCAAAGAAACAAAUAAUAUGAUCCACUCUUCAUAGGACCUACAACUCAAACCAAAUACAGGAAGUCACCACACUCUUUGGAAAACCUGCCCAAAAAAAAAAUGUUUUAUUGGGUUAUUGUUUUUAAUGUUUGCUUGUUUCUCAUUUGUUUUUUAAAACACUACAUUUUUUUGUUUUGCUUUUCAAUCUUCCUUUG